Prunus armeniaca (apricot) is the source of this 513-nucleotide messenger RNA. Lineage: Eukaryota; Viridiplantae; Streptophyta; Magnoliopsida; Rosales; Rosaceae. The record is from the annotation of a GenBank genome assembly.
AUGCCCGGUGCGGCCUCUGUUCGGCUUGCCUCCCGCUCUUACCCCGGGGGCCUGGUGCGGGCCUCCUCUCGCGUCAAUUCCCGGCUGUACUCUUUGCACUUGCCCUUGGUACCGGUCGCCUCCGUCCCUGACCUUUGCCUUUCCUCCUCUCUGCACUUCGUCACACACAGUCACCUUCCGCCUCUCACCCCUGAGGAUCGGUCUACAUUUGUUUUUCUUUCGUUCACCCUUCCGGACGGCUAUACGUUCCCCGCCCCCUCCCCCCGGGCCCGUUCGCGUGCAGCGAUUUUUUCCCCCCCGCCCUCCGCUAAGUCUGUGCGGCUUCCUAUUCUCCCACCUCUCACCCGUUGGCCCCUGUAUAGCGUCGCGUAUAUACCUCGGCCAUCGCACACCCAGAGGAACGGCCCCGCACUCGUCCCGGGCCGCGUGUGUCCCCCAAUCAGCGCCGGGAUAUGUGGGUUCUCCACACCCCCUGUACGUGGUCGGCUUAUACGUCGCUGGACUCGCCAUUGA